UCGCUCGCUCGCUCCCUCCCCCCGGCCGGCUCGGCGCUGACUCCGCCGCACGCUGCAGCCGCGGCUGGAAGAUGGCGGGGAACGACUGCGGCGCGCUGCUGGACGAAGAGCUCUCCUCCUUCUUCCUCAACUAUCUCGCCGACGCGCAGAGUGGGGUGUCUGGGGAGGAGCAACUCUGCGCAGACUUUCCUGAGCUUGACCUCUCCCAGCUGGACGCCAGUGACUUUGACUCAGCCACCUGCUUUGGGGAGCUGCAGUGGUGCCCAGAGAACUCUGAGACUGAACCCAGCCAGUACAGCCCCGAUGACUCCGAGCUCUUCCAGAUAACUGACAGCGAGAAUGAGGCCCUCCUGGCAGCGCUCACCAAGACCCUGGACGACAUCCCUGAAGAUGACGUGGGUCUGGCUGCCUUCCCGGCCCUGGAUGGUGGAGAUGCACCAUCCUGCACUUCAGCUUCGCCUGCCCCCUCAUCCUCACCCCCCAGUCCCAGCCCCUCACUGGAGAGACCCCAGCCCCCGGCACCUGAGGUGGACGACCUCUCACUGCUGCAGAAACUCCUUCUCGCCACAUCCUACCCAGCCUCAAGCUCCGACACCCAGAAGGAAGGCACCACCUGGCGCCAGGCAGGCCUCAGGUCCAGGAAUCAGCGGCCUUGUGUCAAGAUGGACAGCACCCAAGACAAGAAGGCCCCCACAGUGCAGUCUCAGGGCCGGAGUUGUACAGAACUGCAUAAGCACCUCACGUCAGUGCCAUCCUGCCCCCAGACUAAAGCCCGCUCCCCAGACAGGGGCUUGCAGCCACCACCGGCCCUGAGUCCCCCGCUCCCAGCCAAGGAGGAUGAGGAAGCUAGUGAGGACUGCCCGAGCCCCCAGCCAGCUCCAGCCUUGCCCCAGGACUCCCCAACACCGGGCAGGGCAGGCCCUGGCACCCAGGUGUCCCGGGAAGACAUGCAGGCGAUGGUGCAGCUCAUUCGCUACAUGCACACUUACUGCCUCCCCCAGAGGAAGCUGCCCCCCCAGGCCUCUGAGCCAGCCCCCCAGCCCUGCAGCAGCCCCUCCAAGCAGGUCAAACCCCGGCCCCGGUCCCAACACCCUUCCAAAGGCUCCUGGGCCGAGUUCUCCAUCCUGAGGGAACUUCUGGCUCAGGAUGUCCUCUGCGAUGUCAGCAAACCUUACCGCCUGGCCACACCUGUCUACGCCUCCCUCACGCCCCGCCCCAGGCCCAGGCCCCCCAAAGACAGCCAGGCCUCCCCUGGCCACCCAUCCCCUGUGGAGGAGGUGAGGAUCACAGCUUCACCCCGGAGCACCGGGCCCAGACCCAGCCUGCGCCCACUGCGGCUUGACGUGAAAGGACACACUGGCCGGACAGCCAGGCUGCAGCGGGAGGAGGAAGAGGAGGAGGAGGAUGAAGAGGAGGAAGAGGACGAAAAAGAUGAGGAAGAGGAGGAGGAGGAGUGGGGCCGGAAAAGACCAGGUCGAGGCCUGCCAUGGACCAAGCUGGGGAGGAAGCUGGAGAGCUCUGUGUGCCCCGUGCGGCGUUCCAGGAGACUGAACCCAGAGCUGGGCCCCUGGCUGGCAUUCUCUGAUGAGUCUCUGGUCCCUGUGGAGCCCCAGGGAACUCUGCCCUCACUGCGCCUGGCUCCCGAGGCCUACGACGUGGAGGGGGCACUGGGCAGCCCCACAGAUGAGGACAGUGGCCAGGACCAGCAGCUCCCACGGGGACCCCAGAUCCCGGCUCUGGAGAGCCCCUGUGAGAGUGGGUGUGGGGACACGGAUGAGGACCCCAGCUGCCCACGGCUCCCUUCCAGAGACUCUCCCAGGUGCCUCAUGCUGGCCUUGUCACAAAGUGACACUCCUUUUGGCAGGAAGAGCUUUGAGCAGACGUUGACGGUGGAGCUCUGUGGCACCGCAGGACUCACCCCACCCACCACACCUCCCUACAAACCCACAGAGGAGGACCCCUUCAAGCCAGACAUCAAACACAGCCCAGGCAAAGACAGAGCUCUCAGUCUCCCCAGCUUGGAGGGCCUCCAGCUUGGGCCCACCACAGCGGCUGCCCCCAAGCUGCCAAAGAAGCACCCAGAACGGAGCGAGCUCCUGUCACACCUGCGGCAUGCUACAGCCCAGCCAGCCUCCCAGACGGGUCAGAAGCGCCCCUUCUCCUGUUCCUUUGGAGACCACGAUUACUGCCAGGUGCUUAAGCCAGAAGGCGCCCUGCAGAGGAAGGUGCUGAGGUCCUGGGAGCCGUCUGGAGUCCACCUUGAGGACUGCCACCAACAAGGUGCCCCACGGGCUGAGGUGCAGGCCUCUGCCAGGGAGGAAGACAGAAGCUGUGACAGUGGGGGUCCCGCCAAGGACAGCGUGCCCCUGAGAGACCAUGAGAUCCGUGCCAGCCUCACCAAGCACUUUGGGCUUCUGGAGACUGCCCUGGAGGAUGAAGACCUGGCCUCCUGUAAGAGUCCUGAAUAUGACACGGUCUUUGAGGACAGCAGCAGCAGCAGUGGUGAGAGCAGCUUCCUCCUGGAGGAGGAGGAGGAAGAGGAGGAUGAAGAAGAGGACUCAGGGGUCAGCCCCCCUCGCUCUGACCACUGCCCCUACCAGAGCCCACCAAGCAAGGCCAGUCGGCAGCUCUGUUCCCGCAGCCGUUCCAGCUCUGGCUCCUCUUCCUGCCGCUCCCGGUCACCAGCCACCCGAAGGACCUUCAGAUGUGAGAGCAGAGGGCCGUGUUCAGACAGAACGCCAAGCGUCCGGCACGCCAGGAAGCGGCGGGAAAAGGCCAUUCAGGGCGAAGGCCGUGUGGUGUACGUUCGAAAUCUCUCCAGUGACAUGAGCUCCCGAGAGCUGAAGAGGCGCUUUGAAGUAUUUGGUGAGAUCGUGGAGUGCCAGGUGCUGACAAGAAGCAAGAGAGGUGAGAAGUAUGGCUUCAUCACCUACCGGUGUUCUGAGCACGCUGCCCUGUCUCUGAGGAACGGCGCUGCCCUGCGGAAACGCCACGAGCCCUCCUUCCAGCUGAGCUACGGAGGGCUCCAGCACUUCUGCUGGCCCAGACACACUGACUAUGAUUCCAAUUCAGAAGAGGCCCUUCCUGCAUCAGUGAAAACCAAGUACGAAGCCAUGGAUUUUGACAGCUUACUGAAGGAGGCCCAGCAGAGCCUGCAUUGAUAACAGCCUUAACCUUCGAGGAAUACCUCAAUACCUCAGACAAGGCCCUUCCAAUAUGUUUACGUUUUCAAAGAAAUUAAGUCUAUGAGAAGGAGAGAGAGCGAGCGCGUGAGAGAACACACGUGAGAGAGAGAGAGACUUGAAACUGCUGUCCUUUUAAAAAAAAAAAAUCAAUGUUUACAUUGAACAAAGCUGCUUCUGUCUGUGAGUUUCCAUGGUGUUAAUGUUCCACUGCCACAUUAGUGUCCUCGCUUCCGGCGGGUGGCCCCGGGUGCGCCUCCAAGUGCUGGGUCAGUCACCCAUCUCCCCUUUCUUCCCGAGAACUUCCCCUCGUAGACGUGCAGCCGUGUUCACCAUAACAUUUCUUGUCUAUAGUAUGUGAUGAUGAAAUUGUUACUCGUGAAUAGAAUCAGGAUUAUAAACUCAUUUUUAAUUGAAGAAAAAAAAGUAUAUCCUUAAAAUAAUGUAUUUAUGGCUCAGAUGUACUGUGCCUGGGAUUAUUGUAUCGCUUCCUUGAUUUUUUAACUAUGCACUGUCGUGAGGUGUUUGCCACUGAGCUGCUCUGCUCCCUCUGCCAGAAUGCCCUCGAGGUGCUGGGCAGCUGGUGGGUUGGUCCCCAGGGAAGUGUGGCCUGCAGCCACACCUGGGAGCAGUGGAGAGAGGUUCUGGGACCUUCCUGCCUAGCUCUGCCCCAUUGCUCACUGAGCACGUGCGGGUCCAGUUAUGGUUGGAGCCCCCAUCUGGUGCCAGCUUGUGCUCAGGGCUUGUGCCUGGCCUGGAGUGCUCAUAUCCUAUCCUGGCCAGCCUUGUAUGGAAGGUGGGGCAAGCUGCAUUGCUCUUGUUUUUCCAGGGGAGGCGGGCAGUGGUCCCAAGAGGUGAGAUGACUUGCUCGAAGUCCCACGGCCAGUGAAAGGGCAGAGCAGUGACCCAGCUGAGGUCUCCUGAUUCCUGGGCCCCUGCUUGUGCAGUAGCUGGGGUAAAGGUACACAGCUCCAGGGACUGGUAGAGGUGAGGGCAGCUACGCUGGGCCACAAGCAAGAAGCCUGUGGGGUUACUCUGAGGGGUAAGUCAACCGCUGACUCACCAGCAUUAGGCAAGUUUAGGCUCAGGCAUGUGUCUUAAUCCAGAGGGUUCUGUGGAUAUCUACACCUGUGGACAUGCCAUCAGAGCUUCAGUGACAUACCUGGAGAGGCACAGGCAGGUGAUCUGGGAGCAAUCAUCCCUUUGGGGCCAGCCAUCAACCCAUCCUACUCCUACUAGCUUGUCUUUCCCUUGUCUUCACUUGUAAAGCCGUUUUGGUGGCAUGGGGCGAGGGGAGCAGGAGGGGCAUGUGAGGGCCAGGGGUGGAUAAGACAGUCUCCAAGGUCCUUGCCAACUUUGACAACAUUCUAAUUGGGCUUUACUUUAAAAUUUCUGUUCUUGAGUGAUGUCAAACCGUGUCCACCUUGGAUGUUCUGCAGGUGCCUUCGGGGCCAUUCGUGAGGGAAAGCAUGGCCAGGCAGGGUAUGAGCUUGUUACUUCUGCUUCAGACAGAGCGGCUCCACCUUAAUCUGGUUCAUAUGUCAGGGUUCCUUGGGAAAUGUUUGUAUUAAAAAGAAAAGAGAAAGAGUCCUGCUUGCUUUCAAAAUGUUUGAAAUUAACCCAUUAAAACUAAAAGAAGCUAAUUUAAUCUAUUGCGAUUGCCAGGCUUAGAAAUUUGAGACUUGGUAGUUGAUUAUCAUUAUUUUUAUCAAAUUAAUCAUUUGAUAAAAUGAUUAUUUUAAUUGAUCAUCAAAUGCCUUAGUAGGUAUGCUGAGCCAAUGAGCUUGUCCUGAGAGGUGAACAUACUCCAAGCCUGCGGAGAAGGCUGGAGGAAACGGGCUUUAGAAGGAAUAGUGAAUUUGAGCUCCUGUGUAUCAAGUCACUUGACCUCCCUGGGCCCCAACUUCCUUUUCUGAAAGGACUGAGAGGGAGACGUAGGCAAGUCGAUCCCUAAGGUCCCAGCCCUCUCUGAAUCUAACCUUCUGCCUUCUGCAAAAGUGGUAUCUAGCUCAAGAUGGCAAAUACAUGGCACAUGUGCCACUAGUCCCACAUCCUUGGCCAGUGGCAGACAUAACUAAUCGACCACAGUACUCACGUUCUUUGAGCUUGGUCAUACUUUUAGAACUCUCAACACAGUGCUCUGGGCAGCCAUUACUAACAUCAGAGUUUAACCUAUUUGACAUCCUGGUCUGAUCUUUGAAAGGCUCCCAAUUCUACAGAACCAAAUGGUGACUGGGUUUCAUGCUGGCUCAUCCCUGUCUCUCAUGUCCUGAUCUAAGAGAGAAAAUUCCCCGAAAGCGAUUCAUUGGCACAGGACUCCCAAUAAUACUGUGACACACAACCCCCACUUGGGUGGCGGGUGGAGCAAGUGGAAUAGCAGAUGUGAAAUGUUUGAGGGAGGUGGGGUUUAUGAGGAUAAACCCAAGAAAAGGACUUUCCACAGCACAGACCUGAACGUUGUAAAUUCCUUUUAUAGCUCUUCACUGCCUAGCAUACAGUAGGCACAUAAUAAAUGGUUAUGGAAUGCAAUAGAAUAGAAUUUAAAUCUGUCUGCUGCCUCCCCUAAGUCCUGAUUUGACCAAGGAGUACACUGAGGUUUCAUCCUGUGGAAGCCAAUGGGAAGGAACUCCAGAGUCUGGAGAGCUGGGUUGAGUCUUGGCUCCACCAAGGACUUUGUGACCUUGCUAAAUCCUCGCCCUCCCCUCCGCACCAGAAGGAGUUGGACUAGAGGUUCUCUAAGCCCCUGCUACUUGCUUCUUCUUUGCUCACCCUAGGCCAGAGCUUCUACCCUGGGCAGGUGGUACCAGAGGGUAAAGAAAUACCAGGUUGUAGUGGAAGACCAGUCUCUCCCUCCCCUCUUCUGGGUCAGCUGAGGCUGCCCAUCCACUUCGGAUUAAUACAGGGCACUUGAAGUCACUUAUAUACUGCCCCUUGAGCAGAGCAGAGAUCUGAGCAUGGCACUGGGAGGUAACGUGCCUAAGGUCAGGGCUGGCUGUGGUGGGAGAGGAAGCCUGCCAAGACCGCCAAGCAGUUUCUGCUUGCCAUCCCAUCCAUAAAAGGCUACAAGUUCUAAAAUUGACCAAGCCUGCAGACAACCUCUAUCUGGAAGACUCAUUCGGUGCUGUGUAUUAUUAACCAAGGAGACUCCAAGGUCUCUCCAGGAAAACUUGUCCACCUUGGUCUCUUGCCCACCAUAUUAAGGAGUAAACCCAGAGGGAGCAGCGGCCACUGGCAACCAUCUCAUUGUAGCUCUGUCCUAGUAUUUGCUCUGGAUGAUGUUUACAUGUGAUUGCCAUAAAAGCUUACUGUAGACUGUGUUGACAGCCGCCCGUGUGGGGCGGGUUGUACUGUCCGUCUCUGUGCCGUGCUGGUGUUUCCAGAAAUGUCCGAUCCAACCGCUAAGUGGAAUUCAUCUCCUUCCUCAGUCGGUACCAGGCUGAAUCAGAAUCCUCAUUCUUGGGGGUUCUGGUUGCCUAAGGAAAAUGCAUCAAAGAGGUAAAGAAUAUGAGUGGAUGGAGUGCAGAGAAAGCCGACCACCCCCCCGCCCCGCCCCCCAUUAGCCCACCACAUCUUGCUCCCAAGCCAGGAAACUGUUUUGAGUCAAAGAGCCACAAGUCAGGUGUCUGCAUCUGCUGUGAGGCCUUGCAGUGUUGGCAUGUUGACCGUGCUCAGGGGAGAGGCAGGGCUUCGGGGGCUUCGGGGGGCAGGGGGAGGAAGGGAGGAGCGCUCGGAGCUGCAAACACUCAGUACCCAAGUCCUGAUGCAGGAAGAGAUGCAUAAAGCCUAUGCUCUUAGAGGUUUUGAGCGUGGUCUCUUCCGGGCAGAUGCGGCACGCGUGCCGAGGCCCCCGUGCAAGCGGUGAGGGGGCGGCAGGGAGGGCACUGACACGUCGUCCUCCUGCGUGGGCUGGGGAGGAUCUCCUGCCAGGCCUGGGCUUCUGUUGAAAUCACAGCUGAGCCUCCAGCUUGAGGGAGGGGCUGUCCCAGCUGUGAAGCAGAACCAACCCUAGACACUCGGUUGAUCUAACUCCCUGACGUCAAAACCGCAGUGUUUUCUUAGCGUUUGGGAUCUAGCAAUUCCCCUCCAAUAGGACGAAGGGAAGAAAUUGGAUGUACGGUAGCAAAUAAAGUGAACCUCAUGGUUUUGUUGGCCAAAGAAGAGGGACCCCCUCACCCCUUCCCACUAGGGCAGAAGGAGAGCAGUUAGUGCUUGUGUGCAAUAUGUUGGAGCUGGCCCCCGAGUCCCGGGGGGGCAUAUGCCCACAUAGGUGGGCUCCGGGGCUGUCUGCUGAGUCCGGAGGUACAGGGUAAAUGGAGGGAGAGCUCGGGAGCUGGGAAACCCACAGAAAUGUUCUUGGCCUGAAACAGAUGGCGGGGUGCGGGGAGGACCCGUGGGAGGCGGCUGCAGGACGUCCAGGAGGCAGGCAGAGGCUGACUUUGCAUUGAAGCAAUAAAAGCACUUUGAGAAAACCACA
Molecule: messenger RNA, 7656 nt
Organism: Canis lupus familiaris (dog)
Lineage: Eukaryota; Metazoa; Chordata; Mammalia; Carnivora; Canidae
Gene: PPARGC1B
Product: PPARG coactivator 1 beta
Exons: 12
Coding region: 72-3161 (1029 amino acids)
Biological process (GO): positive regulation of transcription by RNA polymerase II
Cellular component (GO): nucleus
Molecular function (GO): RNA binding; transcription factor binding
Source: RefSeq, a predicted model, not a curated record